AUGUCUCAUAUAUCUAGUUGGCCUGUGUUUUAAGAAUGCGAUGCAAGUACAAAAUUUUGGAAUAGAAAUGAUUGUGUUGUUGACAAUAAUAUUUUAUUAAGCGAAGAAUUAAAGAAAACAGACUAUAAAAGUGUAUCAAUAAAAGAACGAACUUAUCUCCUUAAUAAUAAGGGAUAAUUUUACUACUUGAAGUAAGAUAAAUUGAGAUGGGUGUAAUUGAAUACAUAGAUGAGUGUUAAAUUAAUAGAGUUGAAGUUACCUUAAAGAGACCAUGAUGUUGUACAGGUGAUUCGAAUAAAGAGAAAUUAAAGAGUAUAUGCAUGUUUUUGGAGUUCAGAUUAGUAAUAGUUUAAGUGAAUAGAGUUAGAAGACGUUUGAAUAUUUUAAAAGGAUAGCAGGAUUUUGUGUUUGUUAGAAUUUUGAAUAACUGUAUACAUUUUAAGAUUUAUUGGGAAAAGGUGGUUAUUCAAAAGUGUAUUAACUUUGUCCAGUUAAUAGACUACCUUAUUAAAAGUAAUUCUAUGCUGGUAAAGUAUAUAAUAAAAGUGAUGUGAAUUCAAAAAAGAAUUUAGUGUCAAUAUCUCAAUUAAUUAGAUAAGAAUGUGAGAUCUUAAAAAAAUUGAAUUCUCCAUUCAUUCUAAAUUUAUUUGAGAUAAUUUAAUUAGAUGAGCAAUUAAGUAAGAAUGAUUGAUUUAAUAUAUAAAUAGUAUUGAUAACAGAAUUACUAAGUAGUGGAUCAUUAUAUUAAUUAUUAAAAGAGAAGGUUAGAAUACAAGAAACGGAAGCAAGUGGAAUAAUAAUGCGAAUAGCAUUUGGAUUACAAUGUCUUCAUAGGUAAAUAAGAUAAUUAAUUUAGUUUAGGGUAUGUUCAUAGGGAUAUAAAAUUAGAGAAUUUAUUAUUAGAUAAAACUGAGAUUAAAAUAAUAGAUUUUGGAUUUGCAGAAUAAAUAAACAGAGAUGUAUUAAUAUCAGGAUAAGGAACUGUAGGUUAUAUGGCUCCAGAAAUAUUCUAGAAUUAGCCAUACACAGAAGUAGGAGAUGUUUUUAGUUUAGGAGUAGUUUUUUAUAUAUUAUUAACUGGGAAGUCUCCAUUUAGAGGACAUAAUUAAGAAAAUAUAUUGAGAGCGAAUAAAAUAUGUGAAAUUGAUUUUAGUGAAUAUUGUUUUGUUAAUGUCAGUCAUAAAGUUAUCAGUUUAGUAAAAGCAAUGCUUUAAAAGAAUCCUAAGAAUAGAAUAAGUUUGAAUGAUGUAAUUUAAAUGUUAAGAACUUAAACAUCAUUAAUGGAUUAUGUUUAUUAAACAAAUUCUAUUGAUGGAUCAUAGAUGAGUAAAUAAGUUGGAAUUAGAUCUCUUUAUUUAAUAAGUUAAAAUUCUUAGGAUUCUUUAAAGGGAUAGAAAACAACUUGUUAGAAUAGAUUGAAUAUAACAGAUAAAUGUGUUGUUAAAACAAGUACUUUUAGACCUUCAAUUGUUAAUAUUGAUAGUAGUGAUAAUGAAGAUUUAGAGGAUAAUCAUCUUCCUGGUUCAGUUGUACAAUUUUUAUCUCUUUCUAUGAAUAUUAUGAAUAACAAUAAAUUUCCUUGAUAUUAAAAUUUAUAUUAAAUGUAGGUGCCAUGCAUGUUUUGUGAUCACAAUGGGAAUCUUCCAGAAUUACUGAAUAUGGUAAACAUGAAAAACAUUAAAGGCUCUUUAUUCAAGGUAUCAGACAGAUUUUUGUUAACUGUAAUUAAGAAGUCCUAUUACUAUUCGUUUCUAAGAUUAGGCUUGUUUUGAAGAAUUGGAAGAGUAUUUCAAAUUGUAUUAGCUCUAGUUAUUUACUUUAGUUAUUAUACCUUUCCUUAUUUGAAAGAUAAUCAAAAACAACUCAUUGAAUAUUAUAGAUAUCAUAGAGAUAUUCCACGUAUUUUCAUUAAGAAUAUCACCCCAUAAUUAGAAGCUUAUCAUGAAAAAUAAAGAGAAAUCAGAUAUAAAAAAAUAAAAAAAUAAUUAGGAAUGCAUGUUGAAGACACAACAAGGGAUGAUAUGAUUUAUUCAUUUAAAGCACUUAAAGGUAUAAGCGAACUAUAGACUUCCAGACAAUUGUAACAGUUGCUUAAAUAAAUCAAACCAUUACGAUAUGAUAAAAGUGCUAUUGCUACUUUAAUUAAAAAGUAAAAGUAGUAGAUGUUACAAUCACCUUAAUUGAAACGAUUAUUGAAAAUGGAUAAUAUUAACACUGCUACUACUUAGGAAACCAAAAGAACUUAUCAUACUUAUCAUACACUUUAAGAUGUAAAGAAGAAAUGUCACAAAAAACAACUCACUUUAUACACAGAACAUUCUCCAGAUGAGAGAAAUGAAUUCUAUAAGAGAUGGUCUGAUGUUUUAAGUCAUAGAUAAUUAUAAUAUCAUAAAAAUAAAAUAAAAUGCACUCUUCUCAACAAAAAGAAAUCACUUAAAUGA
Messenger RNA from Paramecium sonneborni, 2441 nucleotides. Lineage: Eukaryota; Ciliophora; Oligohymenophorea; Peniculida; Parameciidae. The record is from the annotation of a GenBank genome assembly.